Molecule: messenger RNA, 4428 nt
Organism: Otolemur garnettii (small-eared galago)
Lineage: Eukaryota; Metazoa; Chordata; Mammalia; Primates; Galagidae
Gene: DROSHA
Product: drosha ribonuclease III
Exons: 35
Coding region: 225-4328 (1367 amino acids)
Biological process (GO): rRNA processing; pre-miRNA processing; regulation of gene expression
Cellular component (GO): nucleus
Molecular function (GO): double-stranded RNA binding; ribonuclease III activity
Source: RefSeq, a predicted model, not a curated record
UAGCCUGGCUUACCUCUGACGGCAACCGCGCUGCCCGGGAGCCCUCGAUAGGAUGCUCUCCCAGGGGUUGUGAAGGAUACAGAAAUGACUGUGGAUUAACCCAUGUCAUCAAGGAGCUAAUUAUCUAGCGAAGGAAUUAGACAUGUGCACACAUGGCCAUAAUAUGAGGCAGUCUCUGAGGUUAUAGUCUCUGCGGAAGAUGUGACAUAUCCAGACAAUACAUCAUGAUGCAAGGCAGUACAUGCCAUAGAAUGUCGUUCCACCCAGGACGUGGAUGUCCUCGAGGACGAGGAGGACAUGGAGCCAGACCCUCAGCACCAGCCUUCAGACCCCAAAAUCUGAGACUGCUUCACCCUCAGCAGCCUCCGGUGCAAUAUCAAUAUGAACCUCCAAGUGCCCCUUCCACUACUUUCUCGAACUCUCCAGCCCCCAGUUUUCUGCCUCCACGACCAGACUUUGUACCCUUCCCUCCACCCAUGCCUCCCUCAGCACAAGGCCCUCUUCCCCCCUGUCCAGUCAGGCCUCCUUUCCCCAACCACCAGAUGAGGCACCCCUUCCCAGUUCCUCCCUGCUUUCCUCCCAUGCCUCCCCCCAUGCCCUGUCCCAAUAACCCGCCUGUCCCUGGAGCACCUCCCGGGCAAGGCACUUUCCCCUUCAUGAUGCCACCACCUUCCAUGCCUCACCCUCCGCCCCCUCCGGCCAUGCCACAGCAGAUUAAUUAUCAGUACCCUCCAGGAUACUCACAUCACAACUUCCCACCUCCCAAUUUUAGUAGUUUCCAGAACAACCCAAGUUCUUUCUUGCCCAGUGCCAAUAACAGCAGUAGUCCUCAUUUCAGGCAUCUCCCUCCUUACCCACUCCCAAAAGCUCCCAGUGAAAGAAGGUCCCCAGAAAGGCUCAAACACUAUGAUGAUCACCGGCACCGAGAUCACAGUCAUGGGCGAGGGGAGCGGCAUCGGUCCCUAGAUCGGCGGGAGAGAGGCCGCAGUCCUGACAGGAGAAGGCAAGAUACCCGCUACAGAUCUGACUAUGAACGGGGGAGAACGCCGUCCCGCCACCGCAGCUAUGAGCGCAGCAGAGAGCGAGAACGGGAGAGACACAGGCAUCGGGACAACCGAAGAUCACCAUCUCUGGAAAGGUCCUACAAAAAAGAGUAUAAGAGAUCUGGAAGGAGUUACAGUUUAUCGGUUGUUCCUGAACCUGCUGGAUGCACACCAGAAUCACCAGGGGAGAGUAUUAAAAAUACAGAUUCUUGGGCCCCACCCCUGGAGGUUGUGAAUCAUCGCUCCCCAAGUAGGGAGAAGAAGAGAGCUCGUUGGGAGGAAGAGAAAGACAGAUGGAGUGACAGCCAGAGCUCCGGCAAAGAGAAGAACUACACCUCCAUCAAGGAGAAGGAUCCCGAGGAGACGCUACCUGACAAAAAUGAGGAGGAAGAAGAAGAACUUCUCAAGCCAGUGUGGAUUCGAUGUACCCAUUCAGAAAACUACUACUCCAGUGACCCCAUGGAUCAGGUGGGAGACUCUACUGUGGUUGGAACAAGUAGGCUCCGUGACUUAUACGACAAGUUUGAGGAAGAGCUGGGCAGCAGGCAGGAGAAGGCCAAAGCUGCCAGGCCUCCGUGGGAACCUCCGAAGACCAAGCUCGACGAAGAUUUAGAGAGUUCCAGUGAAUCUGAGUGUGAGUCUGAUGAGGACAGCACCUGUUCCAGUAGCUCGGACUCGGAAGUGUUUGACGUUAUUGCAGAAAUCAAACGGAAGAAGGCCCACCCUGACCGGCUUCAUGAUGAGCUCUGGUACAAUGACCCAGGCCAGAUGAAUGAUGGACCACUCUGCAAGUGCAGCGCAAAAGCGAGACGCACGGGGAUUAGGCACAGCAUUUACCCUGGAGAAGAGGCCAUCAAGCCGUGUCGUCCUAUGACCAACAAUGCUGGCAGACUUUUCCACUACCGGAUCACAGUCUCCCCUCCUACGAACUUUUUAUCGUGGUCGAGCUUCAUGUACAGUGUUGUUAAGAGCUUAAAAACUGACCCCCGCUUCUUAUUGCAGAUUCCACUGUGUAAAGUAAUUAGAUUCAACAUAGACUACACCAUCCAUUUCAUUGAAGAGAUGAUGCCUGAGAAUUUUUGUGUGAAAGGGCUUGAACUCUUUUCACUGUUCCUAUUCAGAGAUAUUUUGGAAUUAUAUGACUGGAAUCUUAAAGGUCCUUUGUUCGAAGAUAGUCCUCCCUGCUGCCCAAGAUUUCAUUUCAUGCCACGUUUUGUAAGAUUUCUUCCAGAUGGAGGAAAGGAAGUGCUGUCCAUGCACCAGAUCCUCCUCUACCUGCUGCGCUGCAGCAAGGCGCUGGUGCCCGAGGAGGAGAUCGCCAACAUGCUGCAGUGGGAGGAGCUCGAGUGGCAGAAGUACGCGGAGGAGUGCAAAGGCAUGAUCGUCACCAACCCUGGCACGAAACCGAGUUCUGUCCGUAUUGAUCAACUGGAUCGUGAACAGUUCAACCCCGAUGUGAUUACUUUUCCGAUUAUCGUCCACUUUGGGAUACGCCCUGCACAGUUGAGUUAUGCAGGAGACCCACAGUAUCAGAAACUGUGGAAGAGUUACGUGAAACUACGGCAUCUCCUAGCAAACAGUCCCAAGGUCAAACAAACUGAUAAACAGAAGCUGGCCCAGAGGGAGGAAGCACUCCAAAAAAUACGACAGAAGAACACAAUGAGGCGAGAAGUAACAGUGGAGCUGAGUAGCCAAGGAUUCUGGAAAACCGGCAUCCGUUCCGACGUCUGCCAGCAUGCAAUGAUGCUACCUGUUUUGACCCAUCAUAUCCGUUACCACCAAUGCCUAAUGCAUCUGGACAAGUUGAUAGGAUACACUUUUCAAGAUCGUUGUCUAUUACAGCUGGCCAUGACUCAUCCAAGUCAUCAUUUAAAUUUUGGAAUGAAUCCCGACCAUGCCAGGAAUUCUUUAUCUAACUGUGGAAUUCGGCAGCCAAAAUACGGAGACAGAAAAGUUCAUCACAUGCACAUGCGGAAAAAAGGAAUUAACACUUUAAUAAAUAUUAUGUCACGCCUUGGCCAAGAUGACCCAACUCCCUCAAGGAUUAACCACAAUGAACGGUUGGAGUUCCUGGGUGAUGCUGUUGUUGAAUUUCUGACCAGUGUCCAUUUGUACUAUUUGUUUCCUAGUCUGGAAGAAGGAGGAUUAGCGACCUAUCGAACGGCCAUCGUUCAGAAUCAGCACCUUGCCAUGCUAGCAAAGAAACUUGAACUGGAUCGAUUUAUGCUGUAUGCUCAUGGACCUGACCUUUGUAGAGAAUCAGACCUUCGGCAUGCAAUGGCUAAUUGUUUUGAAGCAUUAAUAGGAGCUGUUUACUUGGAGGGAAGUCUGGAGGAAGCCAAACAGUUAUUUGGACGCUUACUCUUUAAUGAUCCGGACCUGCGUGAAGUCUGGCUCAAUUAUCCUCUGCACCCACUCCAACUACAGGAACCAAAUACCGAUCGACAACUUAUUGAAACGUCUCCAGUUCUGCAGAAACUUACUGAGUUUGAAGAAGCAAUUGGAGUAAUUUUUACUCAUGUUCGACUUCUAGCAAGGGCAUUCACAUUGAGAACUGUGGGAUUUAACCAUCUGACCCUAGGCCACAAUCAGAGGAUGGAAUUCUUGGGUGAUUCCAUAAUGCAACUGGUAGCCACAGAGUAUUUAUUCAUUCAUUUCCCAGACCAUCAUGAAGGACAUUUAACUCUGUUACGAAGCUCUUUGGUGAAUAACAGGACUCAGGCCAAAGUGGCAGAGGAGCUGGGCAUGCAGGAGUACGCGAUAACCAACGACAAGACCAAGCGGCCCGUGGCCCUCCGCACCAAGACCUUGGCAGACCUUUUGGAGUCGUUUAUCGCAGCUCUCUACAUUGACAAGGACCUGGAGUACGUUCAUACUUUCAUGAACGUCUGCUUCUUCCCACGAUUAAAAGAGUUCAUUCUGAAUCAGGACUGGAAUGACCCCAAGUCCCAGCUUCAGCAGUGCUGCUUGACCCUCAGGACGGAAGGGAAAGAGCCGGAUAUUCCUCUGUACAAGACUCUGCAGACAGUGGGGCCAUCCCAUGCUAGAACCUACACUGUGGCUGUUUAUUUCAAAGGAGAAAGAAUAGGCUGUGGGAAAGGACCAAGCAUUCAGCAAGCAGAAAUGGGAGCAGCAAUGGAUGCACUAGAAAAAUAUAACUUUCCCCAGAUGGCCCAUCAGAAGCGGUUCAUUGAACGGAAGUACAGACAAGAGUUAAAAGAAAUGAGGUGGGAAAGAGAGCAUCAAGAGAGGGAGCCAGAUGAGGCUGAAGACAUAAAGAAAUGAAGGAGGGCGCAGACGUGGAGAACCCCUGAGAUUUAGCCCAGUUUUCCUACAGACAAUGAAUGAAAUGUGUACCCUGAAAUAAAAUACAAAGUCAACUCAC